Pichia kudriavzevii is the source of this 2196-nucleotide messenger RNA. RefSeq lists its product as uncharacterized. Gene Ontology annotation, molecular function: calcium ion binding. The transcript has a single exon. NCBI's taxonomy places the organism in Eukaryota, Fungi, Ascomycota, Pichiomycetes, Pichiales, Pichiaceae. The coding region runs from base 1 to 2196 and encodes 731 amino acids. Gene Ontology annotation, biological process: negative regulation of protein sumoylation. The record is from RefSeq and is a predicted model, not a curated record.
AUGAACCUAUUCAAAACCUUUUUUUUCGAUGUCCUUGUCUACUGCAGCCUGGCAAUGGCACUGGCAAUACCAAAAGUGGAAGAUAUUGAAAGAAGAGGUGAAACAUCGACGUCAACUAGUAAGUGUUCACCGUUUGUUUGGACUACUAAUACAUUAACCAAUACUUUUUAUUCCACAGAUGUGGACGGAAAUGUUUUAACUUCUUACGAAACACAAACCAUCUCUGGAAGGACUCUUGCACCGUGUGCCUUGUCAUUCCUUCCAACCACUACCAUUCAAACAACGGUUCCUUCAACUACGUUAGUUUCUACUUUUACCCAUUGUGACGAAAACCCACAUUGUACCAGUACAUUUUGGACCACGCCAAUCUGUGCUAGUGAAACCGUCUUUGCUAGUUGUUAUGUUGGGAUUACGGAACUAUUCCAAGAGAAUGGAUACACCGCUUCUGUUUCUACCACUUCUUGUAAUUCUCCACCUGGUGCCACCGGUUCUUUCCAAUGUCAUGAAACCACAGCGAGAAUUGGUUUAGAUGGUGUUUCCUCUACCUUCACCGUAACAAAUUGUGAUAUUGCUGAUUUCACAUGUGUUACAUUAAGCUCUGGGAUUUCUUCUUCAUAUACUCCGACAACUACUCCACUGCCAUCUACUCAAUUUUCCACUCCAUUCUCUACUCCAUCGUCUUCUACUCUAUCUUCCACCCCAUUAUCUUCUAAUCCGCCAUCUUCCACUUUAUCAUCUACUUCACCAUCAUCUACUCCAUUAUCUUCAACUUCAUCAUCUACUCUAUUUUCUACUGCAUCAUCGUCUACUUCAACACCUUCCACUCCAUUCUCUACUCCAUCAUCGUCUACUCUAUCUUCCACCCCAUUAUCUUCUAAUCCGCCAUCAUCUGUUUCUACAACCUCCUUAACUACAUUCAUUACUGAUUGUGGCUUUUCGAGAGUCCCUGUCACUUGUGUUCCAGGUGUUACGGUUGUUCCAGUUGGUACUAAUGAUGUUUCCAUCAUCACUUAUUCAUGUGCACCACCAGCAGGCAACACAAUUUCGGGGUCCUUUGUUAACUCCCAGUCUGUUACCACAUACUUUAAUGGCAUCACUACGACUGUGGUUACCGUUUCCAAUGCUAUCAUCCCAUCUUUCAGUUGUCCGGCACUAUCACCCUCUUUUACACCAUCAUCUGCUCAAUAUUCUACUUUAGUAACAUCAACUUCUAAAUCCAAAUUGGUUUCUUUAACAUCGUUUCCACCAACAACCACGACAAAGUCUUUAUCAAGCGUUACAGCCUCUUCAUGCGUUCCAGUUCCGAGCACUUCAACUACAAUUAUUACUGACUGUGAUUCCAAUAUGUUAACUGCAAAAUGUGUUGAAGGUGUUUCUGCUACUUUAAUGAAAGAUGUGAUAUUAUGGUUUACCACCACAUCAUGUGCUGUUCCCAAUAAUCUUUCUGGUUCAUUUGGCCCUUCAACUAUGAUAAAAUCGUAUUCUACUGGCGCAAUAGUAACUUCGUUUGAGUUAACGGACUAUGUUAUUCCUUCAUUUGUUUGUCCAAAUUCGAAAUCUUCCAUUGUUGUUCCAAAUAAGUCGGUUGUAACUACUUCUACAACCGCAGUUUUGAAGAUUAGCCAUUGCUCAGAUGAAAGAUGCAGUGAUUCAAAAACUACUCUUGCAUCCACUCCAGUUGCAUCCACUCCAGUUGCAUCCACUCCAGUUGAGUCUACUCCAGUUGAGUCUACUCCAGUUGAGUCUACUCCAGUUGAGUCUACUCCAGUUGAGUCUACUCCAGUUGAGUCUACUCCAGUUGAGUCUACUCCAGUUGAGUCUACUCCAGUUGAGUCUACUCCAGUUGAGUCUACUCCAGUUGAGUCUACUCCAGUUGAGUCUACUCCAGUUGAGUCUACUCCAGUUGAGUCUACUCCAGUUGCAUCCACUCCAGUUGAGUCUACUCCAGCUGGGGUUACGAACACCCCAGCUACUUCUUUUUUUAAUAGUUCAUCUCAAACUCUAGGAUCUUUCAUUACCCCCUCUAUUAAAUCAUCCAAUUUAGCAGGCACACGAAGCACUUCUGUUCCAGCGGAAACAAGUACAAUAUCAUCAUCGACAGUUCCAAAGCAGGUCACUUAUGAAGGUGCAGGUAUCAAAUAUACACCAACUAAUAUGAUAAACCUUGUCUUUGGUGUAGUUAUGGUUGCACUAUAG